AUGUUCCGCCCCCCAGUCAACCGCGCGAUGAAGACGCUCGACCGAUCGUUCUUCCGCAAAACGGUGCCCAUCGCUGCCGCGAAGAUCUUUGAGAAAUCGCAAAUUUCAAGCGUCCGCCAGGCACUAGGCAAGAACCGCGAUCUACUGGUUCUACCCCGACUCAAUGUUGUGCGUGAUUUGAGGGAACAGGAUGGGGCCAUCCGCAAAGGCCUUUUGCUACGGGAGGAUGUUAAAGCUGAUGACAGGACUACUUGGUCGCCAGUGAUCAAUGAGCUCGUGGAGAAGGGUGCUGUGGAUGUGUCACCGUAUGAUCUGGAGUUGGAUUAUGAUUACUGGAGCUACGCCGAGAUUGCCAGUGCGAUCCUCCCCGAAGAAAUGGAAGAAGUCCCCCAAGGGUUCACUCAGGUGGGGCAUGUCUUGCACUUGAACCUCCGAGAGCAUUGGCUUCCAUAUAGACAUAUAAUUGCAGAGGUUCUAAAGGACAAAAACCCCUCCAUCCGGACCGUGAUCAACAAGACCGAAGAUGUCGGCUCACACAGCCAAUUCCGCACAUUUCCCUUCGAGCUGCUUGCCGGCGACAGCGACAUGAACGUUAUUCAACACGAACAAGAUUGCGAGUUCCGGUUCGAUUAUUCUCGGGUCUACUGGAAUAGCCGUCUUGAGACUGAGCACCGCCGGCUCGUGGAGAAGUUCGAGCCCGGCCAGAUGGUUUGCGACGUGAUGGCAGGAGUUGGACCCUUCGCUGUUCCCGCUGGCCGUAAGCGAAUCUUUGUCUGGGCCAAUGACUUGAACCCGCAUGGCUAUGAAGUGAUGCAGGAUGCGACCAAACGAAACAAGGUUCAAGACUUCGUGACCCCGUUCAAUCAGGAUGGACGCGAGUUCAUCCGGUUCUCGGCAAAGUCGCUCCUCGAGACAGAUCCCGUGACUGUCACUAUUCAGAAGGCCAAGGGACGAAAGGAUAAGAAGGGCAAAGCGAACGACGGCAAGGCCAUUGAGCAGCCUCCGGCACAAAAAUAUGUUCGCCCGCAGUUCGUUGAUCACUAUGUCAUGAACCUGCCCGCUACCGCUAUCGAGUUCUUGGAUGCAUUUCAGGGUCUCUAUACCGGCAAGGAAGAGCUUUUCACACCCAACACCUCUCAGACUCUCCCGAUGGUGCACGUCUAUUGCUUCUCGGGCAACUCCGAUAACGAGGUGGAUGACCACAAGGAUAUCUGUGAGCGGGUAUCGGAGCGCAUUGGAUUCACUAUUACACCCGAGGACCGGGUCGGAGGCACUGGCAAUCCUGCCAUUGAACUGGACGUCUUUAAUGUCCGACUCGUCAGUCCCAAGAAGCAGAUGUUCUGCGCGAGCUUCCGUCUCCCGCCAGAGGUUGCAUUUCGCAAAGUUUAG
Penicillium daleae is the source of this 1389-nucleotide messenger RNA. It is a transcript of the gene trm5, whose product is annotated as tRNA (guanine) methyltransferase. Gene Ontology annotation, cellular component: cytoplasm; mitochondrial matrix. Gene Ontology annotation, biological process: tRNA N1-guanine methylation; mitochondrial tRNA methylation. Bases 1 to 1389 code for a protein of 462 amino acids. The record is from RefSeq and is a predicted model, not a curated record. Lineage: Eukaryota; Fungi; Ascomycota; Eurotiomycetes; Eurotiales; Aspergillaceae. The transcript is spliced from 4 exons.